CGAAGUAUUUGCGGCAAAACAUCAAUCUUUUUAAAUACUUUUCUUCAAAAUUAAUCACCAAAAUGACCAAAGGACAAGGAAAAGGUCGAGGUAUGCUACAGAUGGACACGUGGAUGCCGGCUAGAAGACCAGGACAGCCUAGAAAUACUAAUAUUAAGCCGAUCAUUGUUAAAGAGCUUGUUCAAAACGAACAGAAGCCUGAGACGAAUGGGACGUUAGAAAAUGGCUCGUCUGUAAAAACAGCCCAUCCAACCCCACCAACACCUAAAGGACCAAAGAUUUUAAUAGCAAAAUACAACUAUGAAGCAAACAAGGCCAACCCAGGAGGCUUUGAAGAAAUGUCUAUCACAGCUGGUGAAAGAUUGACAUUUGUAGCAAGUCAUCCAGUUAACCCAUACUGGUGGGAAGCGCUGAAAGAAACAGGAGAGAUUGCAUUUAUACCAGCCACUUAUGUGAUGAUUUUAGAGGAAAAGGUCACAAGUCUACCAUGGCUGGAAGAGAGAAAAGCAGAAAAAGAAAAGGUAGAACAAGAAAAAAUUGCAAGUCGAUCAACUGGUUUUGGUGCACCUGAAAAAACAGUUUUCAAACCAUACUCCUCUGCUUACACCAAUCCUGAGAAAGAUUCCUCUAACAACAAACCAGAAUAUUUCUGUGAACUAUGCAACAAGCAGCUGAAUGGUCCAAAACCUUACGAGGCGCAUAUAGUUAGUAAAGCACACAAGGAUGAGGUAGAAGCAGCAUCAGCCUAUGUUUCGUAGGUCUCCUUUAAAAUGUUACUUACAAUUUUGCAUAAUUAUUUAUAAAGGUUAGG
This is a messenger RNA of Actinia tenebrosa (Australian red waratah sea anemone), 811 nucleotides long. RefSeq lists its product as uncharacterized. The record is from RefSeq and is a predicted model, not a curated record. Gene Ontology annotation, molecular function: nucleic acid binding; protein binding; zinc ion binding. Lineage: Eukaryota; Metazoa; Cnidaria; Anthozoa; Actiniaria; Actiniidae.